This is a messenger RNA of Manacus vitellinus (golden-collared manakin), 1428 nucleotides long. RefSeq names its product VPS26 endosomal protein sorting factor C (gene VPS26C). The record is from RefSeq and is a predicted model, not a curated record. NCBI's taxonomy places the organism in Eukaryota, Metazoa, Chordata, Aves, Passeriformes, Pipridae. Bases 16 to 882 code for a protein of 288 amino acids. Gene Ontology annotation, biological process: intracellular protein transport. Gene Ontology annotation, cellular component: endosome. The transcript has 7 exons.
AGUGGAUUUAAACAAAUGUUUUCAUGUUGUCUUCUUUCCCAUCAGGAAGUUCUUUCUGGAGUUGUGGUCAUCACAAGCAAGGACACAGUCCAGCACCAGGGAAUCUCCUUAACCAUGGAGGGGUCAGUAAAUCUGCAGCUCAGUGCCAAAAGUGUGGGGGUGUUUGAGGCUUUCUACAACUCUGUCAAGCCUAUUCAGAUUAUUAACAGCACCAUUGAAAUGGUAAAACCAGGGAAGCUUCCCAGUGGCAAGACAGAAAUUCCCUUUGAAUUCCCACUGCACAUGAAGGGGAACAAAGUCCUGUAUGAGACAUACCAUGGUGUGUUUGUUAACAUCCAGUACACCCUGAGGUGUGACAUGAGACGGUCUCUGCUGGCAAAGGACCUGACUAAGACUUGUGAAUUCAUUGUCCACUCCCUGUCACAGAAGGGGAAGCUGCUGCCCAGCCCUGUGGACUUCACCAUCACUCCUGAAACUCUGCAAAAUGUUAAAGAGAGAGCCUCCCUCCCCAAAUUCCUGAUCAGAGGGCACCUCAAUUCCACCAACUGUGUGAUCACCCAGCCCCUGACAGGGGAGCUGGUGGUGGAAAGCGCCGAGGCCGCCGUGAAGAGCAUCGAGCUGCAGCUGGUCAGAGUGGAGACCUGUGGCUGUGCUGAAGGUUAUGCCCGGGAUGCCACGGAGAUCCAGAACAUCCAGAUCGCCGACGGCGACGUCUGCAGGGGCCUCCCCAUCCCCAUCUACAUGGUGUUCCCCAGGCUCUUCACCUGCCCCACCCUGGAAACAACCAACUUCAAAGUUGAGUUUGAGGUGAACAUCGUGGUCCUCCUGCACGACGACCAUCUCAUCACUGAGAACUUCCCACUGAAGCUCUGCAGGAUGUAAAGACCCAGGGAAGGACUUCCUGGAAAAGGCCCAAAUUCUUGAGAGGAGAAGUGAGACUUUAUCCAUGCCUGAUUCCAGCUGGAGCCACCUCACUCCCUGUGGGUCCUUUUGUGCUCUCAGUUCUCUGGUCAUCUUUCCCAGAGAGCCCACCUGGACUUCCCAAUCCAGGCAGCCUUGGCAGGGACCCUUCUGCCUUCAACAACCACAUUAUCCCCACUUUUCCUCAGGCAAAUCCUGAAGGAAUGAUUUUGCAGCUUUCUACAACUGGUGUGUAAGUACGUAGGAAGUUUCUCUCCUUAUUUAAUUCCAUCAUACUUGUUCCAAAACCCUUUGAAGACCCCUUAAACCUGUUGAAUCCUGUUAUAUCCAUACUGGGAAUUGUGAUAUAAUGAUAAAUAGGGUCUUUGAAGGGAUAAAAAGUGGUGCUACAACACUGGGAGGUGCUGCUGUGGGAUCAGUGUGGAAUAAGUGAAGUAACACCGAGGAAAUUUUGGUCAAAUUGGGAACAUGAGUCUGUGUUGGAGGAAUAAACUCACCUGUUUGUAA